Messenger RNA from Umbelopsis ramanniana AG, 1294 nucleotides. RefSeq lists its product as uncharacterized. The record is from RefSeq and is a predicted model, not a curated record. Gene Ontology annotation, cellular component: cytoplasm. Lineage: Eukaryota; Fungi; Mucoromycota; Umbelopsidomycetes; Umbelopsidales; Umbelopsidaceae. Gene Ontology annotation, molecular function: flavin adenine dinucleotide binding; electron-transferring-flavoprotein dehydrogenase activity. The transcript has 3 exons. The coding region runs from base 76 to 1248 and encodes 390 amino acids.
CAGGAACAGUAUAAUUACAGCUUAUUGUGACCUGCAAAUUUACUAAAAUCUUUUCCCUUCCCUCUGUCAACUACUAUGUCGGAUCAAAAGAACGUCGUUGUCGUCGGUCUCUCUUCUUAUGGCCUUAAUGUUGCUAAGGAACUCGGCGUUAAAUUGCCCAGUGGAUACAGAGUCAUUGGUGUGGAAAAGAAUGACUUCGGUUUCAACCCUGUGCCAGCCUUGAGAGCAUCCACCAUUCCUGGCUGGGAAGACAAAGUCUUGUUCCCUCUCAACAACUUUUUCCCCUCAUCAUCCAAGAAUCUCGUAUUCGGCGGUGUUGCCGUCACUGGCAUAACCAAGGACUCUGUCAAGCUUGAAAAGAGCAUCACCAUUGAUGGUGUCUCUACUGAUACCAUUUCCUACGCAUACCUAGUUAUCGCUACCGGUUCCCGGGCAGCUUUCCCCAUUCGUAUUCCUACUACCACUGACCUCGAAGAAGCCAAGGAAGGCUUCCGCGACAUGCAAAAGCAAGUUGCCAAGGCUCAAAAGGUUCUCAUCAUUGGUGGAGGUCCAGUUGGCUUCGAGUUUGCUGGAGAGAUCACCGAAUAUUACAAUGGAUCCAACGGCAGAGAGAAGAAGGAUGUUACUUUAGUCAGCUUGCUACCAAAGUUGUUGCAUCCCGAUGCAAAGGACAGCACUCAUCAAAAGUGUUUGAGCGCCUUGAAGAAGGCUGGUGUCAAGGUUAUUUUGGGCCAUGGUGUCCAAGAUUUUGACCCUAAUCAAAACGGAUACCUUGGCGAACCCAAAAAGUUCACUCUCGAUAACGGAGAAACCGUUGAGGCCGAUUUUGUCCUUGCUGGUGUAGGACCAAGAGCCAACACCAACCUUGUUGCUGAGGCUUUCGGAGAAGCUGCGCUUGAACAACCUACUCGCCAAGUCCGUGUUCGCCAGACUUUGCAACUUGUUGAUUAUGACAACAUCUUUGCCGCUGGUGAUAUCACCAACAUCAAGGAAAACAAGAUGGCUGCCUGGGGUUCUAAGCACGCUGCUAUCAUUGCCGGCAACAUCAAUGCUCUUAUCAACAAUGCUCCAUUGAAGGAUUACAGCCCUAUGGGUGGACUCGUCAUGCUUGCAUCCUUCGGAGCAACUCAAGCUUAUGGUCAACUUCCAUUUGGUCUUUCUCUUCCUUCCUGGCUCGGAGCCAGACUUAAGUCCAAGACCCUCUUCGCACAAAUGAUGCCAGAAUUGCUUAAUAUCAAGUCAGCAUAAACUCAAAUUUAUUAAUAAUAGAUAAUUUCUUACUUUGUUUUAAAUA